UGGCGGCACGUUGUACUCACCUAAAGCACUGUCAUGGUCAUCUGGGGUUUAAUUUUGUCAUAGAAGGCGUCCGAGCUAGGCGUUUACGCAUUUGCCGAGCUUUUGGUUAAAUCUUUUUCAAAUUCGUUUUUGUUCGCCUUUUCUUAAACUUCGAUCGUUGUCAUUAAAUAAUUAUCAUAAAUACAAUUGUUGUGUUGAUUGACGGAAAGCGAUCGUGAAGAUGUGCGCGACAGUGUUAAGGUGAACGGGUUGUGCGAGUUGAAUAUUGGAUUUAAAACUAUGCCUUUGUACUUCUUGUGAAAAUAUAUAAAAUUUUCAAAAUUGCAAUGUCAAAAUUAUUAUAUGUAUUCAGUAUGAUAAGUUGACAUGGAAAUUGAAAAUAAUAUAUGGUUACCGAAUCAAGAUGCUGUCCUAAAGUGCAGUACUUUAUAUAAACUAAACGACAAUUUGGAAUGGUCGGGAUGUAAUGCUUCAUCGGACUCGCUCUUAUGUUGGCCACCAACAGAAGCAGGUCGUAUGGCAAUACAACCAUGUUUUGCUGAACUACAAGGGUUAAAAUAUGAUAUCUCAAAAAACGCUAGUCGGAUUUGCUUCGAUAAUGGAACUUGGGGCUUAACUGAUUUCUCACAAUGCGAGAUAUUAUUGCCAGUAGUGCCGGCAGACGACGAAGAGGGCACGGUAGACACUAUCAUUUACCUAUACAUUGCUGGCUAUUGUUUGUCAUUAGUAAUGACUACAUUGGCUAUUACCGUGUUUUAUAGAUUUAAAGAACUAAAAUGCUUACGGAACAAAAUACAUAUGAAUUUAAUGGCAUCGUACUUACUAGCUGCCAUCAUGUGGAUAGUUAAUUAUACAAUUCUAUUUAAUACAGAUGUAUUUGGAUGCAUUUUGGUAGCACUACCUCUUUAUUAUUUUACUGUAACAAAUUACUUUUGGGCUUUUAUUGAAGGGAUGUAUCUGUUCAUUUUGGUGGUAGAUACUUUUUUCCCAGAUCGGUUACGGUUGCGAACAUACAUGGCGAUUGGAUGGGGAAUACCUCUUAUAAUUAUUCCUACGUGGUGUGUCACGAAAUUGAUGAGGCCUAUGAAAACCGACUUAGAUAUCAUCAACCAAAUUACAUAUGAAAUGUAUUGUCCUCUGAUGGCGGAUUCAGCAGAUGAUUUGAUUUUUCAAGCGCCGGUUGCCUCUGUUUUACUAGCUAACAUUACGUUCCUUAUUCUUAUUAUGAAUGUUCUCAUAACAAAAUUACGAUCAAAAAGCUCCGCGGAAACUUAUAAUUAUAAAAAAGCAGCUAAAGCCUUAUUGGUUCUUAUACCAUUACUGGGUAUCACUUUUUGCUUGGACAUAAUAAAAUUAAGCUCACCUGGAGUUUUGGUUAAUAUUUACAAAUUCAGCAAAGCCGUUAUAAUUAGUACCCAGGGUUUUACUGUCUCUUUAUUGUAUUGUUUUUUUAAUCACGAGGUUCAAAAUACUCUUAAAUAUCAUAUGCUAAGGUGGAAAACAAAAAGAAGUUUUAUUACUUCGCGAAAGAAAUAUGGACGUACUUGGGCGUCAAUGAAAAAAGCCAAUAUCUGUGAUAAUUUGGAUCCAAAGGAACUUAUGCCGUGGUUACCGGGUUCAAAUAACGUUAGGUCCUUUUCUUGCGUCAGCAGCGGCACGACGACUUCAGCAGUGUCUAACAAUUUAGAUAUCCCAGCUGUUCAUACAAUAAUUCAAAUUUCAAAACAAGACCCUGGCCAAGAGCAACACGGCUGUUGAUAAUAAUUAUUUUCCAAUAGCAAAAAUAAGUUUUUUAAACAAUCAUGUGUAAUCAUAAUAGUAUCUCAAAUGAGUUUUCUGUAAUAUAAAUUUAAAUUAUUUAAAACGUCAUAUUGUACAUAGUAAUUUCUUUUAUAAAACUUAUUUAUAGAUGGCUUAUUAAAGAAACAGUUAUUAAAAA
Daktulosphaira vitifoliae (grape phylloxera) is the source of this 1939-nucleotide messenger RNA. RefSeq names its product diuretic hormone receptor-like. The coding region runs from base 367 to 1758 and encodes 463 amino acids. The record is from RefSeq and is a predicted model, not a curated record. Lineage: Eukaryota; Metazoa; Arthropoda; Insecta; Hemiptera; Phylloxeridae. Gene Ontology annotation, molecular function: peptide hormone binding; G protein-coupled peptide receptor activity; diuretic hormone receptor activity. Gene Ontology annotation, biological process: cell surface receptor signaling pathway; adenylate cyclase-modulating G protein-coupled receptor signaling pathway. Gene Ontology annotation, cellular component: plasma membrane. The transcript is spliced from 12 exons.